AUGGGCUUGUGUCAGUCCGCUGAGGACAAACAGCUUUCGCAAAAAAGCAAAGCAAUCGACAGGGAAAUGAUGCAAGGUCAUAUUGCACAACAAAAAGUCGUCAAACUUCUUCUUCUAGGUGCUGGUGAAUGUGGGAAAAGUACCGUUCUGAAACAGAUGAGGAUCCUCCAUGAUCAUGGAUUUUCCCCCGAAGAAGCCAUUCAGCAAAAAGGUGUUGUCUAUAACAAUACCGUACAGGCGAUGGCAAUGAUUUUACGAGCUAUGAACAGCUUGAAAAUUUCAUUUGAAGAUCCAGCUAGAGAGAAUGAUUCCCGUGUGGUACUGGAUACGAUCAAGGCCGCUCAGGAAUCUGAGCCAUUCACGCCAGAGCUUACCCAAGCUCUGAAAAACCUAUGGGCUGACCCUGGUGUGCAAGCAGCGGUCAGUCGAGGGAACGAGUUCCAGCUGGUCGAAAGUGCUCCACACUUCCUCGGAUCUGUCGAGCGUAUUGCAUCCAAAGACUAUAAACCCACAGAGCAGGAUAUAUUACUUUCACGGAUAAAAACCACUGGCAUUGUAGAAGUUAAAUUCCAAAUGAAAAAUGUAGAUUUCCGGCUAAAUUACAGAGUUUUCGACGUGGGCGGACAACGUUCGGAACGAAAAAAGUGGAUUCACUGCUUCGAAGAUGUCAAUGCUAUUAUAUUUAUCGCCGCUAUAUCCGAAUACGAUCAAGUGCUUUUCGAAGAUGAGACCACGAAUCGAAUGGUGGAAUCGAUGCGGUUAUUUGAAUCGAUCUGCAACAGCCGAUGGUUUAUUAAUACCUCAAUGAUUCUUUUUCUCAAUAAAAAGGAUCUGUUUGCUGAGAAGAUCAAGCGAACCAAUAUUACUACUGCUUUUCCCGACUACAAAGGUGCUCAGACAUACGACGAAGCGACGGCAUUUAUCGAAGAGAAAUUCGAGGGAUUGAAUGCAAAUCCAGAAAAAACUAUAUACAUGCAUCAGACAUGUGCCACAGAUACUAAUCAAGUACAAAUGAUCCUUGACUCCGUUAUCGAUAUGAUUAUUCAAGCUAACUUGCAAGGUUGUGGACUGUACUGA
Messenger RNA from Haemonchus placei, 1077 nucleotides. Lineage: Eukaryota; Metazoa; Nematoda; Chromadorea; Rhabditida; Trichostrongylidae. The record is from the annotation of a GenBank genome assembly.